Messenger RNA from Diachasmimorpha longicaudata, 1106 nucleotides. Its product is annotated as histone H4, major-like. Lineage: Eukaryota; Metazoa; Arthropoda; Insecta; Hymenoptera; Braconidae. Gene Ontology annotation, biological process: nucleosome assembly. The transcript has 2 exons. Gene Ontology annotation, molecular function: structural constituent of chromatin; DNA binding; protein heterodimerization activity. Bases 155 to 451 code for a protein of 98 amino acids. The record is from RefSeq and is a predicted model, not a curated record.
ACACACAUGAGACAUGGAUUCGGCGGCUCAGAGGGGGGGAGAAGACCCGGCAGAAUAGCCGAACUCUAGAAGAAACACUCAGAAGAAAAGACGCUCGAAAAACUUGAAGAUUUUUCAAAGUUUUGCUGGAAAGCCUCAUGUGACUUGAUCGAUCAUGGCAGUUUAUUACCCUGGAUCCGGACGUAUGGGGGUGAAACGGGUGAAUAAGGCACCACGUGGAAGGCUGACGAAACCGACAAUUCGUCGACUGGCCCGACGAGGGGGUGUCAAGAGGAUUUCCGGGGGGAUUUACGACCUUGUACGACAGAUCCUGAGAACUUUUCUGGAAACGGUUAUCGCUGAUGCUGUGAUAUACACCGAGCACGCCAAGAGGAAGACUGUCACCGCUCCAGACGUAGUGUACGCCCUGAAACGUCGAGGACGUGCUAUCUACGGAUUUGACGGGGAGUGAUUCUCCAAAUAGUGAAGUCGUAUAACAAAUUGAAUCAACUGAUCGUCAAGAUUGGUUUUUGAGAUAGAUAUCAAUAUCUAGAAACAGCAGAAAUUUUUUUUGGAGGCUUCUUUGAAGAACUUAUAUUCUAGAAAGAAGGUUAUUAACGAAGUUUGGUCAUUUUAUUUUAUCAGUAAAUAUUGCUUCAUCCUAUUAUUUUAUUAUUUGGGUUAAAAAAUAAUGUUGAUGAUCAGUUUAUUCGUCUCGUUUUACCACUUCACUACAGAAUUGAAGUCCCAGUGACACCAGAAGUGUUGAAGAGCACAUGAAGCCAAAGACCAUUGACGGAGUCGAUUCAUUUGGCUGAGACUCCUGAUGACUAUUCGAUGCAUAGUCUUAUCUAGAUAAUUAUUAUUUUUCCUUAUUUUAUAUUCCAAAUAGAAAAGAUUUUGGUUCAGUUAUAUUCGUAAUACACUAGAAAAUCGUUCGGAAGUUUUCGAUUUUAGAGAAAACGAGAGAUGAGAUUUUUAUUCAUAAAAAUGUUGCAUGAAACCAUUAUAUCAUUAUUAAUUAUUGUUUAUUCUGAUUAUAAUCCUUUAUCUAGGGUUAUUUAACGCAACAAAAACGAAUAUAUAAUUCUCCAAACGACAUUGAAUAAAAACAAUCAGUGAAUGCA